Mirounga angustirostris (Northern elephant seal) is the source of this 9149-nucleotide messenger RNA. RefSeq names its product SEC16 homolog A, endoplasmic reticulum export factor (gene SEC16A). Gene Ontology annotation, biological process: COPII vesicle coat assembly; autophagy; Golgi organization. NCBI's taxonomy places the organism in Eukaryota, Metazoa, Chordata, Mammalia, Carnivora, Phocidae. Gene Ontology annotation, cellular component: endoplasmic reticulum exit site; ER to Golgi transport vesicle membrane. The transcript has 33 exons. The record is from RefSeq and is a predicted model, not a curated record. The coding region runs from base 435 to 7679 and encodes 2414 amino acids.
CCAGCCCUGGAGGCAGUCCAACGGCAGGAUGGGAGGGUCGCGCCUGCGCUGGGGCGCCGCUCGGCUUCUCGGUGCCGCCGAGUAGCCGUUCUCGGCCUCGGCCGCUCGAGACUGGUUCUUCACUUGGGCCUGACUGGAGAACCCGACUCUCUCCCAUCCCAAGACGAGAAAAAGCUGGGAGGAAGAGCGGGCGCACCCAGGGCGACGUCCCCGAGCGGCCGUCCGCGCGCCCGGCCCGGCAGCGUCUGAAGUAGUUCCGCCUGCUCGGUUGAGCGAUUUCUCCUGGGCCGCGCUGGUGAGGAGACCGAUGAGCAUCGCUGUUGCCCGUUGGGAAUUUCGCGGCAGUGACAGGUGUUGCGGCGGAGUUCAAAUUAAGGAAAACCUAUAUCCUGCUUCUUUCUGUAAGCAGCAUCUAAUUGUGCAAAAGAUCAGUCAUGCAGCCACCUCCCCAGGCAGCCCCAUCCGGUGUGGUUGGGCCACCUCCAGCUGGGACUCCUCAGAGCAUGUUCUGGUCCAACAGACCAUAUAGGAGACAGGCAAAUAAUAACGCACCCGUGGCUCCGAUAACUUGCCCACUGCAGCCGGUGACGGAUCCAUUUGCUUUUAGUAGACAGGCGCUACUAAAUACAUCAUUGGGCAGUUCGUCCAAAAGUAGCCCACCCAUUCUGCAAGGCCCGGCCCCACCAGCGUUCCUUCAGCGCACCGGUCUGCCUAUGCCUCACACAAAUGCUGGGGAUACCCUCCAAGGACCAGUGUCACAGCCCAGAGCAGAUGGCAGUCUGUUUUCCAGUGUGCUGACCCCUUCAACUCCAUCGGAGCCCGAGGUGAACAGGAGUGCCGAGGUUGCUUCCGGCUCAGAACCCGAAGUUCAGACUCUGCCAUAUCCUCAGUAUAUUCCAGGAGCGGGUGUUGACAGUUCUCACGGGGGCCAUCCUCACACGAACAUGCUUGGGCCCGAUAGGCCCCUGAGUAGGCAGAACCCGCAUGACAGUGCUGCAGCAUUAGCACCAUCCCCUUUCUUCCCUCAGCCUCGUCAGCAAAUGCCAGGGCAGUGGGGACCAGGGCAGGGAGGCCCACAACCCUCAGGUCAACAUUAUUGGCCCCGCCCAGAAGGACCUGUUCAGAACGCGGUGCCUCACGCCUCCAGCAUUUCUCACUUCCCUGCUCCGUCCAACCCACAUCAUGGUCCUGGCCACGAGCAGCUCAACCCACUGGUGUGUUUGCCAGGACCCUUAGCCAGUGAUGGAAGCAACGAGGCGGCCUACCUACAAAGUGGAAACCAUUCAACAAAUAACUUUGAUCCUGAAAAUGCGUUCAGGCAAAAUUCUAGAGCUGGGAAUACUCGGGCGAGCCAGGAGCUCAGGCCAAAUCCAGGAGUGAAUAAAGAGCAGUUGCCAGACCUCGCUCUCGUUAAUCCCCUCGCUCAGGGAAAUAGCCCAGAAAGCCAUUUGCACUACCCCCCAGGGGCCGGGACCAGCCGAGCCCUGUCAGAAGUGGACUCUGGGGCUCUCUGCAUGUUUUUCCAAGGUGGGGAAACAGAAAAUGAGGAGAAUCUCUCCUCUGAAAAAACAGGCUCUGCUGGUCAGUCUGACUUCGACGGCUUCUCCCCCAGCCCCGCGCUUGGUCAUCCUCCUGCACAUGUGGGAGCAGGUGGCAUUUACCAGGCCUUUCCCAAAGGUUCCACCAAUGAGGCCACGCAGCAGGGAGGACUCCCACAACCUUGUUUUUCUCAGUCUGCAGGCGCCCAGCCUGAUCGGCCCCCGGCAGCAAGCGCCGCCGCCGCCGCCGGUGCCGGGUGGGGCAGCACAGCAAGGGCAGGGGCGCGCACGGCCAGCAGCGUGCAGUCUGAGAAUGUGGAAGACCUAGAAUUCAUUCAAAAUCAGGAAGUUCUGCCAAGUGAGCCCCUGAGUUUGGACCCUUCCUCCCCAAGCGAUCAGGUCAGAUACGGGCCCCUUCCCGGGCCAGCCGUCCCUAGGCUUGGUGGUGUGGGCCACGCUGGAGGUGGGGGCCCAAAUCUCGAGGCCCCGGAUUCAGCGCUGCACCCUGUGCGGUCUGAUGGAGCGUCAGCCGGUUACAGCAGCAAGAACCACAGGAAUCUCCCGAGUGCAGCCAGGCCCCAAGAGGUAGGCACUUUCAUUCAGCAGGAAGUUGGAAAACCUGAAGAUGAGUCUUCGGGGAGUUUUUUUAAGCAAAUUGAUUCUUCUCCUGUGGGAGGAGAGACAGACGAGACCACCGUGAGUCAAAAUCACCACAGCAGCCGGUCCCAGCCCUCAACCCCAAGCCCCCCAAAACCCACUGGAAUAUUUCAGACAAGUGCAAAUAGUUCUUUUGAACCAGUGAAAUCGCACUUAGUUGGAGUAAGACCCGUCGAGGCUGAUCGUGCCAAUGUGGUAGGUGAGGUGAGAGGGGCCACUGCCCACCAGAAGCAGCGUGGGGCUGCUGCUGCCCGACCCGACGCCUCCCCCGGCAACCUGGAGCAGCCGCCGGACAACAUGGAGACCCUGGUCACGCUCCAGGCCCGUUCUCCACCCUUCUCCGUCCCUGUGGAGCCUGGCCACGGGCUCUUGCACAGCGGGGGACCGCCCUUGGAAACUGUGCUCCUGGCGGCGGAGAAAAGGCCUUUGGCCAGAGCCCAGGGAGCUUUGAAGUGUGAGAGCCCAGUGACGACGUUGUGGGCACAGAACGAGCUGCCAGAUUUUGGAGGCAAUGUCCUUCUAGCCCCGGCUGCUCCUGUGUUGCACGUGCCUGUGAAACCCCAGCCGUCGGAAGUGAUUCAGCCUCCAGAUGAGGGCGUGUCCGCUCCGCAGUCCCAGGAGCCGGGCUCCGGCCUCCCUCUGCUGAGUGGGGACAGCAUCUGUGCUUCUGAGAACCUUGAGAAUCCUCCCAAGAUGGGAGAAGAGGAGGCCCUCCCAUCACAGGCAAGUUCCGGCUAUGCCAGUCUGUUGUCCUCACCGCCCACUGAAUCUUUGCAGAAUCAACCAGUCUUGAUUGCCCAGCCUGAUCAAAGCUAUAAUUUGGCUCAGCCCAUUAAUUUUUCUGUGUCCUUAUCGAGUCCUAACGAGAAGAAUCAGCCCUGGAGAGAUGCUGUGGUCAGGGAUAAGCCCUCGGCAAGCAGCCGGGCUGUGGGGGGGGACUCUGGAGAUGGUGCUGCUGUGUCUGGGAUCACGGCUGGCGCUCUCACCCACUCACCUCUGCCUAGCAGUCUCACGCACAGUAGUUUUCCACAAGUUCCUGGUACUUCGGAAAUAGUUUCUAAUCAGCCUGCUAAUUUGCUGGUUCAGCCGCCACCUCAUCUAGUUCCAAAGAACUUGCUUUCAGAAAGCCAAAAGAUUGAUAAUGCAGAGAACGUUCUUCCUGAGUUGGUUAGUAGCCCUGCUGGAAGCACAGGCGUGAUGUUAGUGCCCCCUGCAAACGCUACCUCAGUACCUACUGGUAGUAAGGCAGAUCACUCCAGUCAUCGGGAAGAAACUCCUGGAGCCCCAGACGUCACACUAAAUAGGACUUUGGAAAAUCCUCUAAGGAUGUAUAGCCCAUCCCAUGCUGACAGCUCUGCGUGUCGGCACACCGUCAGCAGUCAUCCGAGACAACCUGGGCCUGGGCCACAUAACUCAGACCAUUUCUACCAACAGGUGACAAAAGACGCUCAGGACCAGCGUGGCCUAGAGAGAGCCCAGCAGGAGCCAGCACCGCCUCUUCCACAAGGGCCCAAAGCAACGUGUUCAGAAACUUCAAACCCAGGAAGUCCACCCUUGCAGGGACAGCCCCAAAACUUGGUCCCACCACCCGCAAGCCCAGCUCCAGCUGACACAGGUCAGCCGCUGCCGGCCCGGCCACCUCGGUCCUCCAGCGCAUCGGUCGUGUCCACCAGCUCGAGCCAGGCAGCCAUGCGGUCGGACCAGCACUGGCUGCAGCCGCCUCUUCCAGACUUGACAUCUUACUACUAUUACAGACCCCUGUACGAUGGCUACCAGUCCCAUUACCCCUCGCCAUACCCGGUGGAGCCUGGCCCGGCCCCCCUCUAUUACCAGGACGUCUAUGGCCUGUAUGAGCCCAGGUACAGGUCCCACGACAGUGCAGCGUCUGCCUAUGCUGAGAGCUACCGCUACGCCGAGCCUGAGCGACCCAGCUCCCGAGCAAGUCACUGCUCAGACCGGCCACCUGCCAGGCAAGGGUACCCCGAAAGUUACUACAAUUCCAAAAGUGGAUGGAGCAGUCAGAGUGACCACUAUGCGGAUUAUUACUCCGGCCAGUACGACUACGGAGACCCAGGUCGCUGGGACCGGUACCACUGUGCUUCCAGAUUCAGGGAUCCCCGCACCUGUGACCGGAGGUACUGGUAUGAUGCUGAAUACGAUGCGUACAGGAAAGAAAACUAUGCUUAUGGCGACAGGCCCGAGAGGUACGAUGACCCCUGGAGGUAUGACCCUCGCUUCACUGGCAGUUUUGACGACGACCCCGAGCCCCACAGGGACCCUUACGGGGAAGAGGUGGACAGGCGCAGCGUGCACAGCGAGCGCUCAGCCCAGAGCCUGCGCAGCAGCUUCAGCUCCCACUCGCAUCAGAGUCAGAUUUACAGAAAUCACGGUGUGACUGCUGUUCCCUAUGAGGCCCCACACCCCCCCGGCUCCUUGCCUGGCCAGUAUGCCUACGGCGCCUACGGCAGCGAUUUCGGCAGUGCCCAGGGCUUCCCAGAGUACGGAUACCCUGCCGACGCUGGCUGGCCCACCGCGGAGCAAGAAUACGACUGCUGUGAGUCGCAGAGCUUGGCACAGCGGCUGCGAGCUGCCUGGCCUGUCCACAGUGGCCACGUCAGCGAAGCUCCAAGGACAGGCUCCCUGCCAGCUUCCUGGGGUGGUGGCGCUGUGUUCCCCAGCGCUGGCCACCUGGCUCCAUCAAGACCAACUUCUCCUGAGAAGUUCUCAGUGCCUCAUGUCUGUGCCAGGUUCGGUCCUGGGGGUCAGCUCAUUAAAGUGAUUCCAAAUCUGCCUUCGGAAGGACAGCCUGCAUUGGUUGAAAUUCACAGCAUGGAGACCCUGCUGCAGCACAUGCCGGAGCAGAAGGAGCUGCGCUCGUUCCCAGGACCACUCGGCAAAGAUGACACCCAUAAAGUGGAUGUUAUUAAUUUUGCACAGAACAAAGCUACAAAAUGUUUGCAGAACGAAAAUUUAAUUGACAAAGAGUCUGCAAGUCUCCUUUGGAGUUUCAUUGUUCUCUUGUGCAGACAGAACGGGACCGUGGUGGGAACAGACCUCGCGGAGCUUUUGUUACGAGACCACAAAACCGCGUGGCUUCCUGGGAAGUCACCCAACGAGGCCAACCUGAUUGAUUUCACUAACGAGGCCGUGGAGCAAGCGGAGGAAGAGGAGUCCGGGGAGGCCCAGCUCUCGUUCCUCACUGACAGCCAGGCAGCUGGCAGCAGUGCCCUUGAACGGGAGACCGAGAGGUUCCGGGAGCUGCUUCUGUAUGGUCGCAAGAAGGAUGCUUUAGAGUCUGCGAUGAAAAAUGCCUUAUGGGGUCAUGCUCUGUUACUUGCAAGUAAGAUGGACAGCCGGACACACGCCCGCGUCAUGACCAGGUUCGCCAACAGUCUUCCGAUCAACGACCCUCUGCAGACAGUGUACCAGCUAAUGUCGGGGCGGAUGCCUGCUGCGUCCACGUGUUGCGGAGAUGAGAAGUGGGGAGAUUGGAGGCCACAUCUUGCUAUGGUUUUGUCCAACCUGAGCAGCAACGUGGAUGUGGAGUCCAGGGCGAUGGCCACCAUGGGCGACACUCUGGCUUCAAAAGGUCUCUUAGAUGCUGCACACUUUUGCUACCUCAUGGCCCAGGUCGGGUUGGGGGUUUAUACAAAGAAAACCACAAAACUCGUCUUAAUCGGAUCGAACCACAGUUUACCGUUUUUAAAGUUUGCAACCAAUGAAGCUAUUCAGAGGACAGAAGCCUAUGAAUAUGCCCAGUCUCUUGGGGCACAGACCUGCUCCUUCCCCAAUUUCCAGGUGUUCAAGUUUAUCUACUCCUGCCGCCUGGCUGAAAUGGGGCUGGCCACACAGGCCUUCCACUACUGCGAGGUGAUUGCCAAGAGCAUCCUGCUGCAGCCCCACAAGUACUCGCCCGUGCUCAUCAGCCAGCUGGUUCAGAUCGCGUCCCAGCUGCGGCUCUUUGACCCGCAGCUGAGGGAGAAGCCGGAGGAGGAGGCCUUUGUUGAGCCCGCCUGGUUGGUCCAGCUGCAGUGUGUGGACAAGCAGGUCAAGGAGGGCGCCGCGGCGUGGGGUCGGGAUGGGCCCUUCCCCCAGCGCUGUCCCAGCACCCCGAGCUCCGAGGCGGGGCAGUACGACGGGCCAGCACCCGCCCAGCCAGGGGGCCCGGGCACCGGCAAUCCGCUGCUGGCGCCGCCCGUGCCCAGCGCUGAGCACUUGGGCCAGGGGGUGCGGCUGCUGCCUUCAGCUCCGCCGGCCCUCCCCGACGGCCAGCCGGCCCUCCCCGCCAGGGUGCCCUUGUUCCCGGUGCCCCCACCCCCGGGCCCUGCUGAGCUGGGGCCUGGCUGUGGACCCCCAGGGGCUGCCCUUGGCUUUCCAGAGCCCUCUGGGCCCGACCCUGCGGCUCCGUUCGCGGGGCCUGGCCUGCCACCUGGCGCACCACCUCUGCAGGGAAGUGAGCACGCGCCCCAGGAGGCCCGGAGCCAGGACCCAGGGGUGAUGCCGCCGGAGACGCUUGGGAGAAACUCGCUUCCGGAGCUGAGAGAAGAGGGUUUUGGCGGAAAUUUUGCUCCUCUGGGCUCCUCCAGGAUGUCGCAGGGCCCUGAGGCCCCCCCGGGUUGGGAGUGUACCAGCUCCAGUGCUCUGCAGCCGCCGACAGCCGCUCCCGAAGUGAAGAGACCUGCGCCGGCCGCCAGGAGAGAGGCCAAGGAGCCCAAGAAGAGUAGUGAAUCCUGGUUCUCUCGUUGGCUUCCUGGGAAAAAAAGGACAGAAGCUUAUCUGCCAGACGACAAGAACAAAUCGAUCGUCUGGGAUGAAAAGAAGAACCGAUGGGUGGAUGUAAAUGAGCCAGAGGAGGAGAAGAAGGCACCGCCCCCACCACCAACCUCGCUCCCCAAGGCUCCGCUCGCUGCGCCCCCUGGUCCUGGAGGGCCCCCGAGGGCCUCUGUGAACAUGUUUUCUAGGAAAGCAGCUGGAACCAGAGCACGCUACGUGGAUGUUUUAAACCCGGGGGGGCCCCAGCGGAGUGAACCAGCUCUUGCUCCUGCUGAGUUUUUUGCUCCCCUUGCCCCGCUCCCGAUUCCUGCUCACUUGUUUGGACCAAACCCAGACGCAGAGGAAGCCCCACCUGCAGAGGGGGCCAGCAGGGAAGGGCAGGCGCCUGCAGGGGGUCCGGCCAAUCUAGAGCCGGCCUCAGAGCCCCAGGCGUUCGGCUCCGCGGCGUCGCUCCCCGGCCCUGAGCUCCCACCCACCCGUGAGGACGGCUCCCAGGGAGGAGAGCUUUCACGCUGUAGUUCAAUGAGUUCAUUAUCACGUGAAGUAAGCCAGCAUUUUUAUCAGGCUCCCAGUGACCACCCCCCUGCAGGGGCCGCUCCCGGGGCAGCCGUGCCCUUCUACAGCCCUGCUCAGUUCGCACAGGCCUCGGCCCCCUCAGGAUGCUCGAGGAUGGGGAGGAUUGGCCAGAGAAAAUACCCAGCGUUGAGCUAGAAGAGUUCCCGUCCUGGAGUAGCAUCUGGAACCCUGAAAUCAUUAUUAUGCUCCCCCAAGAACUCCCAACAGAUCGCCUGCAACGUCCCUGUGUUCCCGAAUGGGCACAGGAGUGAUUCAUUCCACCGUGACUGUACCUGUUCUUCCUCCACCGCCACCGUCUGUGAAGGGUGGCCAGGGUCAGGUGCACAGCUCCUGUAUGAGGCCGCCCGAAACGGGGAGCUCUUGGCUCCUUCGUUCACCUAACAGUGAUUUAAGGGUAAAACAGUCUCAGUUGUGAAGAGCGUUGUGCUGGGCAAGGCUGGAGGCAUCUUUGCUGCAGGAAAGACUUUGCUCUUGAGGAACCCAGGUGUCUCUGCAAACCUAACCGUGCUUUAUUUCCCACCCCCCCAAGGGUUCUUUUAGCUUUUGAGAGAGGCUCUGAAGUGCAUCUCUGUCCGGUAGCAAAGACGUUUCCAGCUGCUUCUUCAUGUCCCACGCAACCCAGGGGCCUGGCUUUGCCCGUCUGCGAGGGGCGGCCCUGCCUCCGACAGCUGCGUCCCACACGGGACUGGUCCCCGUGAAUCCACCAGGACUAAAACUGUCACUGUAACAGAUUGGAUUGGGGGUUUUCAGUCCGUGCGUAGCCUGAUCAGACUCCUCGUCAGAGAGCCGUGAGGGGCUGCCACGACCUUUGUGUGAUCAUCGACCCUGUGCUCGGUCGUGACUGCUCUUCACGGCGCCAUCCACUUGCCUUCUCUCGCCUGGUUAACGUCCUCUCGGGUUGGUGACAUCUUGGAGAGAGGGCGGAGAUGGACUUUGUUGGCACGUGCUCCGAGUCCGAGGCUCUGCCUCCGUUUUCCCACGCCAGAUCUUCCGCAGGUCGUGUGCCGACCGCCAGCCACCUGAACCACAAAGGGGGAGCCCUCCCCCUGGACUCCAAGCUUUAUGGCUUCAUCGACUGUUCUGAAAAUUAUUCACAUUCUUGUUAGCUCUGAAGAAACUGCAGAAAAGAUUUAAAUAUUUAUAAGAAUCAUUAGAAAGUAAUUUCUGUAGGUUCUGCUGGGGAACAUAGUUUGCUUGGUGUUUUAAAUCUAAGUACAGAAAUGGUAUAACUGUGGAAUUCGCGCAGGCCUCCCGUUUCCCGGGGGCCCUGGGUCAUCCAGGAAGGGCCACGGGAGGCUUUCCCGUGGCGUCACCCACGUGCACGUCCGGGUGCAUUUGCUCCUGUCACUUUGAGAGAGGCUGGGGCUGGUUGACCGGGCAGCAGCGUCUUGUGUCCCUUGGUCCGCACUCAGUGGGGUCCUGGGACCCCAGACCCUCCUGGCGCCCCCCAGCUCCCUCCACCUGGCCUGCCCACCGUUGCCUGUGCCCACUGCCAGCAACUUUUGAUUCAAGAAGCUCCCUCCCGGGCCAGGCGGGAGCUGCUAUUUUUCCUAGAUGCAACUUGUUACACUGCAAAUUGGUAAAUAAAGUAUUUUGCGCUCGCAA